Molecule: messenger RNA, 3196 nt
Organism: Plutella xylostella (diamondback moth)
Lineage: Eukaryota; Metazoa; Arthropoda; Insecta; Lepidoptera; Plutellidae
Source: RefSeq, a predicted model, not a curated record
CUUUUUUUAAGUUAGUUAGAUAUAAUUAAAUAAUUAUGUUACUUAGGAAAGUGUUGAGUAUACUAUGCUUUCUUACUUCAGUAAGUUUUAUGGUAGAGCUGGAUGCUUUGAAGGCAGGAGACGAAGGAGUGUGUGUUGUAAAGCUAAGUUCUCCGCGGACGAGAGUGAGGUAUUUUACGGCCUACGGAAAAUGUAAUAAAAAGAAAUGUAUCGUCAAAAAAAGUAAAAAAGAGAAAUACUUCGUCGUAACAAACCAGACCGUAUGCUGCAAGGGCUGGGAGUACUCGAGUGCUGACGAGAAGUGUUCCCCGCACUGCAGCACAGGGUGCUCCGGGGGCCGCUGCGUGGCGCCCGACACCUGCCAGUGCGAGCCCCCGGCCCAGCUCGACCCCGAGCACGGCAACACCUGCAUCACCCUGUGUAAUCCUGCCUGCCACCCGCCCGCCGUCUGUAGAAACAACUCCUGUAUAUGCGAUCCUGGACGCACCUACAACUCCACACACUGCAUCCCGCUCUGCCAGCCCGGAUUCAGCAAUAACCCCGUCUCUCUCGCCUGCGAGCCAACCUGUGAUCCUCCUUGCGUCAACGGCAACUGCACAGCACCCAACACUUGCAGUUGCCCAGAAGGAUACCAGUUGAAAGAAGACGGAGUCACCUGCAAGCCGACAUGUGAGCGGUGUGUGGGCCGCAACUGUGCGGACGCUUGUACUUGCAAGGACGGUUAUGUUAAACAUGAUGGCGCGUGCGUUCCCAGCUGUGCGUCUUGUGAACAUGGACGUUGUGUGUCUCCGGAUACUUGUGAAUGUGAUGCUGGGUUUACGUGGAGCGGUGGUAUUUGUGCGCCAGUGUGUGAGGGCGGGUGUGUGAACGCGGAUUGCUCGGCUCCAGGUGUGUGCUCGUGCUGGGAGGGGUUCCAGAGGAAUGAGUCUCGGCCGCGGGAGUGCUACAAGCCGUGUGCGGACUGCGCCGGCUGCACCAGCCGGGGCGAGUGCGUGCAGGACCAGGCCUGCCAGAUAAAUGAUGAUGAGGUCUACAAGAGCGACGCCAAGACCGACGCUCGGGAUCGUAUCUGGCGAGGCAAUGCAGCCAGCAUUAUGGGAACCUUUGUGCCAGACGCCUGUGGUGAUCUUGUAAAGAUGCGUUCUAAUAUUUUGUUGUUGUGUGUAUACUUGCUGUUUGAACUUGUCGCCUGCAAAAGAGGCUUCGAAAUCGGGGCUCCAGGGGUGUGCCAGUUUACAUCUAGGAUACGGAGCAGACUGAAAAACAGCAACAAGGAUACGGAGAGUGCUCGCACUCGGAUCGCGUGCUGCGCGGGGUGGCGCUACGACGCGGCCAGCGCCUCCUGCCAGCCGCAGUGCCGCUUCGGCUGCUCCGGCGGGCGCUGCGUGGCCCCCGACACGUGCCACUGCGCGCCGCCGCUGCGCCUGCGCGCCGGCGCCUGCGAGCCGCCCGCCUGCCGCCAGCCCUGCGUGCACGCCACCUGCACCGACACCGACACCUGCUCCUGCCACCCCGAUCACACGCCGUACAACGCCACCCACUGCGCGCCCCUAUGCCCCGACGGACACUACAACGACCCCACCACCCUCAGCUGCCUCCCGAUCUGCGACGAGCGCUGCGUCAACGCCCGAUGCUCUGCACCCAACACUUGCACCUGCCUUCCUGGCUACACAUUCAAGGAUAACAACACUUGCGUCCCCGAAUGCAAGCAGCCGUGUGAAAAUGCCGAUUGUGUAGCCCCAGAUACGUGCCUGUGCCGUCAGGGCUAUGUUAACGAAACCGACUGGAAAUGCACACCACAGUGUCAAAGCUGUGCGAAUGGCGACUGCGUGGCACCAAACUCUUGCAGAUGCCAUGAAGGGUAUACGAGGGUAGAUAAUGUCUGUCAACCAGUAUGCGAUCGAAACUGCACCAAUGGAGCUUGCUCAGCGCCAAACUUCUGUACUUGUAACGACGGCUUCACGCUGGACCCGAGCGAUAAUUUAUCUUGUGUUCCGCAGUGCGAGCCCGCGUGUGUCAAUGCGACGUGCUCUGCACCAAACUCAUGCUCCUGCCUCUCUGGUUAUCACAAAACAGAAAGUCAUUGGAGUUGUGAACCACAUUGCGACGGCUGCAAUAACGGAGACUGCACGGCUCCGAACACUUGUCAAUGCCACACAGGAUAUUCAAAGGGCGUAGAUGGAAAAUGCGUACCGGAGUGCGACGCAGAUUGCAGUAAUGGCUACUGUUCGGAACCAAACCUUUGCACUUGCCACCUGGGGUACGAGAAGAGGAGCAGUGAUCCGUUUCAAUGUCACCCUAUCUGCUAUCCAUCGUGUGUGAAUGCCACGUGCGUGGCACCCAAUACUUGCACCUGUUUCGAUGGCCAUGAACCUACUGACAACAGUUCCAUCUGCAAACCAAAAUGUGCUUCUUGUAAUAAUGGCCAAUGUGUAGGCCCAGAUGAAUGCUCAUGCAACAAAGGAUACACGCUUAUUGACGGAACCUGCACUCCAGUUUGUGAGGAUAAAUGUAUCAAUGGAAUAUGCUCUGCCCCUGGCAUUUGUUCAUGUCUUCCAGGGUACUCAAAGAAUGAGACAAAUGACAACGAGUGCUACCGUCCAUGCAAGUCCUGUGAGAUGGGGACGUGCACCACUGGCGGUGUUUGUAUUUGCAACACCGGAUUCUUCUUUGAGAAUGACACCUGCGUGUCCGUGACCCCCAUCGAGUGCAGCAGUUGCGCGGGCAACUGCUCGGGCAGCCCGUGCUGGUGCCCCGACGGCCGGCCCUGCUACAGCCUGGCCGAGUCGAGAGAGAUGUCCACUUCUCCUCGGGACAUAGCGACCAUCACGUGGGUGUUUGGCGCGACGCUGGGCGUGCUGAUGGUGAGCCUGGUCUGCGUCAUACACUGGAUGUGGCGCCGCCAGAAACGGAACGAGAAGCCCAGUAAUAACGGUGAUCUCUACAACAGUGUGAUCUACACUGUACCAGACACGCUCAUGAAGAGAAACUUGUAUGGUGAAACUGACAUUUCCGCCAAGAUGGCCGAGGAAGAGGACCAAAGGUCUGUCGAGGAUGUGACUGAGGAGCAGUGGCCGAGCGAACGACUCUUGACGAGUAUAGAGGCACAAAAUAACAUAGCGUAAUGAAUAAGUUAUCUUGUAUUGUAAUGCUAUUUUAGUGUAAUAUUUAUAAUAAAUAUUGAAACACAACUGAA